Sphaerulina musiva SO2202 is the source of this 1663-nucleotide messenger RNA. RefSeq lists its product as uncharacterized. Gene Ontology annotation, biological process: mycotoxin biosynthetic process. NCBI's taxonomy places the organism in Eukaryota, Fungi, Ascomycota, Dothideomycetes, Mycosphaerellales, Mycosphaerellaceae. The record is from RefSeq and is a predicted model, not a curated record. The transcript has 2 exons. Bases 524 to 1558 code for a protein of 344 amino acids.
AAGCCCUCCAUCUCCUCGUAGAAGGAGCAGACUGCCCCGUCGUUACUUCCCGUUACUUCGCUUCAAAUCAUUCGCCCUGGACAUGCGCCCACCGCCUCGUUGAUUGAGACCACUCCACAUGGCGUUGACGAGGAGUUCCAGAUAAGGCGAAUUGGCACUUGAGUUGCCUCGUGCAUAAUCCUACAACCUACAGCCUGUACGCCAGGCUUCGUCGAUCGAGACGCUUUCCAGCAUCGCGCGACUUCUCGAUGUUACGCUGCAGGAGCUGGGGAUACCAUGAGCUGAGAAUGGCGAGGGGUGUCACCGCCAUCGAGUUGCUGGACGACGUCGAUGUUCAGACGUAGUGAAGUAUACAUGGUAUCUGUUGAUAGCAGUCUACGGUGCUGCCGACGGGAGUCGGUAUUCGAGCUUGAUAUCGGCAUGCUACUGCCACUGGACGACGCAGCAGCACUUCCCCGAGAUUACACCUGCAACACCUCUAAGCCUCAUAUUCACGUUACGAUAGCGCUGCGAGACGUUCAAGAUGUGGUGGCUGAUGACACGAUGGACUCGCUCUCAAUACACUGCCAUUUCUCAGAACUCUCUGCUCACGGAGGAUGACCCGGAAAUUGGAGACGCUCUAAAAGAAGGACGAGAGCGAGAAGUCCGCAGAAAAUGGCAAAUCAAGCCAGCUAUGAAAUGUAAUUUUUCGGGAGUCCUGAUACUCGUUGCUGGAGCAGCUUUACUUAUAGCGCUUACGAUACAAUGCACAAUCUGGUACCUACUUUCGCGAGGCAUGCCUGGUCUCCGGCCGACCGAGUUCUCACCUCUAUAUCGGCUAUUCAAUAACAUCCACUAUGAGAUCGCCACCAUACGCACCGGUCACUUGGCUACUGCAGAUGCUCCAGAUCAUAUCUAUCGCCAGCCACAAAGUGUAGAAGUUCACGAUGCAUGGGUCAAUUUGACCGACACGGCGAUCUUCCCCAUCACUCGAAACGAAGUGAUUCGGCUAGGAAAGGAUCCGGAUUAUGCUGUCAAGGCGCCAGAAGAAUGGGGCUGGCCGAAGGACAGUUACCUGGCGUCCCUCGAGGUGUUCCAUCAUCUUCACUGCCUCGACGUCCUUCGGAGAAACUUGCUCCACCAUUACCACGUCUAUUGGGGUGUUCGCUUCGGCUUCAGCCCCAAUCUCGUAUGGACAUGGCAUCUGACACACUGUCUGGAUAUAUUGAGGCAACACCUGAUGUGCAAUGCAGACACUGCAAUGUUCAUAUACUCUUAUGUGGAGGGACAGACGGAACCGCAAGGCGACUUCACUGUGCAGAAAAAAUGCAUCAACUUCGACCAGAUCCACGAAUGGAAUUAUAAAAAACGGCAGGACAAUCUGCUGCACAGUCACGAGCCUCCGUGGAGAUCCAGAGUCGCACCGAUCAAAGAGCUGCCUCCAGCGCCAGGCGUUCCCAGGAUUACGAAUGAGACUGUAUAUGUGGACUAUGGCGAUGGCUUGAGUGUUCCCACAGGAGUGAUACCAGGCCUCGAGGGCAAGGAAUAUUGCUUGGGCGAGAUAGGUGAGUACACAUGAAACGACGGACAAGAGACUGUCGCCUUAAGAGACCUUCAUAUGUCCUACGGGCUUGCCCGUUGGUGGCACAGAACAUCGACCCAUCUCGCCGAUAUAGACAGGUAG